UACUUGUCACUUGUCUGAAAUUGCUCCGGGAAAUUGAGUUCAAUUUCAAAUUUAAUUAUUUGCGUAUUAUUAAAAAGGUCCCGUAUUGUGUAAUUUACGUGUAUUGAAAUUCUCAAAUAUUCUUUUCCCAUGCUAGCAAUUAUCAUUGGAAACGCGUGGUGCGAUUUUCUGACUAUGACUUAAAUAACUAAAUAAUAUUUUGUAAUUAUACAAAACAUCGCAAUGGUUUUCGAAUCUAUUGUAGUGGAUGUUUUAAACCGGUUCCUUGGGGACUACGUUGAAAAUCUAAAUAGAUCACAGUUAAAAUUAGGAAUAUGGGGUGGCGACGUUGUAUUGGAAAAUUUGAUACUUAAACAAAAUGCUCUUGAAGAACUCAAUAUUCCAGUACAAACAGUAUAUGGUCACUUAGGAAAGUUAGUGCUCAAGAUACCAUGGAAAAAUUUAUAUGGCGCUUCAGUAGAAGCAACAAUAGAAAGACUCUUUCUCAUUGUUAAUCCUAGUGCUGAAGUAAAAUAUGAUGCGGAAAAAGAAGAAAAAAUGGCUCUACAAGCCAAACAAGCAGAGCUUGCAAGGGUUGAGGAGGCCAAAAAGAGAGAAGCUGAAAAAGAUGAAAUUAAAUUGGAUGAAACAUUUGUUGAGAAAUUGGUGACUCAAAUAAUAAAAAAUGUCCAACUCAAAAUUACUGACAUUCAUAUUCGUUACGAAGAUAGUAUAACUAAUCCUAAAGCACCUUUUUCCUUUGGUAUAACACUCCACAAUUUAUCUGUGCACACAACUGAUGAAAACUGGAAACAGACUGUAAUACAAGAGGCUGUCACUAAAAUCUUUAAAAUUUUGAGCUUGGAAGGAUUAGCUAUUUAUUGGAAUCCAGCAACAGAACUGUAUUCUAAAACCAGCCCAGAUGAGAUUAAGAACCGUUUACAAAAAGAAAUUGCAACUAAAGUAGUUCAGCCUGAAAAUUAUAAUUAUGCACUCGGUCCUAUAAAUGCGACGGCAAAAUUAAAACUCAAUCCGAAGCCUGAAGGAGAUACGCCUAAAUUUAGUAUUCCUAAAGUAAUCCUUAGUUUACAUAUGGAACAGCUUGCUGUUAAUCUUAAUAAAGCACAGUACCAAGAUAUGAUGCUGUUAGCAGACUCCAUGGAUCGGAUGAGCAAAGGAGCACCAUACAGAAAAUAUCGCCCCGACGCAAAAACUUACAAAGGUCACUAUAAAGAAUGGUGGCAUUUUGCAUACAAGUGCAUUUUGGAAGAAGAAGUAAAGAGACGUCGUAGGAAUUGGGAUUGGAACCACAUGUUGUCCCACCGACAGCUUUGUAAAGACUAUGCUAAUGCUUACCAGUGCAAGCUCACUAGUAAGGGAAAAGUGGCAAAUGAGUACCAAUGUGUGUUGGAUAAAGCUGAGAAAUCAUUGGAUCUAUUCAAUUUGGUUGUAAUCAGGCAACAGAUUGAGUUAGAGGUGGAAAGAUUAGGCAAAUUGGAAGCAGAAGCAAAAAAAUCUCGCGGUUGGUUCAGUGGCUGGUGGUCCGGAGCGAGUUCUAAGGAUGAGGAAUUAUCAGAAGGAGUUGCUAUCAUGAAGCAAUUCGAGAAGGCGAUGACGGGCGAGGAGAAGGAGAAACUAUUCCGCGCGAUCGACUACCAGGAGAACACGGCUCCGUUGCACUUGCCCAUCGAAUACGUGGCUGUGGAGGGCAGCUUCUGCUUGGACCGGCUGCAGCUGGCCGUGCGGCACGACGUGGAGGUGCUGCGCGCGUGUGUGGAGCACGUGGAGGUGGACCUGCAGCAGCGACCCAGUGCCAAUGCUCUCAGAGUUGAUGUUCAAAUGAAAGAAUUUACUGUAACUGGUGUACGUCAAGACGAAUUUGAACCGAAAUUGGUCACUUCAAAAGAAGUUUCUAAAGAUGUUAAUCUUUUGAAUGUUCUGUUUGAAACUAACCCACUAGAUGGCACUUGUGAUCAGCGCGUAAAAGUGCAAGCGCGCCCGUUGCAAAUGAUAUACGACGCACAAACUGUCAUAGAAAUAGUCAAUGUGUUCAAACCACCCACCGAAUCUACUGCUUUAACAACAUUGCAAGCAGCUGCUGAGAAUAAAUUGUCUGAUUUGAAAGAGAAGUCGGCUCUGGGUAUGCAGUAUGCUGUCCACCAUCACACGUUUAUAGAUUUGGACAUAGAUAUCGCCUCUUCCUACAUCAUUGUUCCUCAGUCUGGAAAAUACAAAGGAACGGAAUCGUGCGUGGUGAUCAAGCUGGGUGCGAUCAGCGUGAAGUCGGAGCCGCGCUCGCAGCAGCUGGACGUGCGGCAGCUGCACCGGCAGGGGCUCGCGGACGACGCGCUGCUGCUCGAGAUCGCACGACACAGCUACGACAAGAUGGCGCUCAGGCUCACGCAGAUGCAGAUUGUAAUUGCAGCACCCAAUGAAGAUUGGCAUUCUGCGAUUGUUUCGAAUAUUUCCACACCGUUGCACUUAUUGCAACCCACCAAUUUAGUAAUACAAAUAGACAAAUGCCUCAUAACUGAUGAUCCUAGAAUGCCAAAGAUUAAAAUACGUGGAGAGUUGCAGAAAAUUGCUGUAAGCGUUUCAGAAGAUAGGUUACUAACAUUGUGUGAAAUUUUGGUGAGCAUGCCAUUACCACGUUCUGAAGAAACAACUCAACUGAAGGCAAGUGACUCGAAAGCAUCGAGCCUUUCACUGUUAAGGUAUUUGGACCCUGCCGAGAAAUUAAGGAGAGAUACAGCGCGGUCUAAGCAACGAAAGAAUGAGGAGCAAACUGUACAACUCACUGAGCUUGAGGCAUUCUUCAUAAUGAAUGAAUUAACUCUAAGCGUGAACCGUAAAACGAUGGAUCCGUCUCAAGGUUACGACAAAUUCUUAGUGUUUUCGCUAAACCUUCUGGAACUAAAAGCAACGCAGAAGACAUUCACAUUAGAAGCCACGGUUCGUCUGGGAUCUGUUAACAUGCAACACCAUAGAGUUGGACACAGCACUAUUAACAUGAUAGAGACACCUCUCGUAAAUGAAGAUCAGACUAAGCUUGAAGACCAAUACUUAUUUGCUGUCACUUAUAGUAAUGUUGACAAGAAAUGUCCAGAAUUUAGAAGCCAUUACGGUUCUGUGGAACAAUUAAUCGAGUUGGACUUUACUACCCUUACCUUAUUGCUUCAUCUGCAAGGAUUGCAGGAAAUUUUAGUCAUUGUCAAUAACUAUCAGACACGUCUCAACGCCAUACAAAGUUCCGUGGAUAGAUAUGCUAAUGCUGGCCCUCUCGAAACUAUAAUGGAAGAUGAGGAAUUUUCUCUGACUAAAUCAAAAGAUUUACAAGCGAGUGCAUCAAGACCGUCUCACCGGAAGCAAGUGGAGAGCAUACAACUGAAAGUGAACGUUAAGAUCGGGGCAGUAGAGAUCCAAUUCGCGACAGAUGUGCGGCCACUGUCCAUAGUGAAGCUACAGGGAGCCACUGCGGGCUUGGUGCUCAAACCGUCCUAUACCCAAGUGGACUGUGCUAUUGCUAACAUUAAAGUGGAGGAUUUGAACCCUAGUACUGUUCAUAAAGAGAUUUUGAAAGUUCUAGGCGGUGACGUAAUGAAUGUACAAAUAGUGAUGUACAACUUGGAACAGUUCCCGACCGUGAGCGACGUCAACAUGUCUAUAGAUGCUCAGAUCAAUUGUUUGAGAAUCGUCUUCCUUAACUGGUUCGUCACUUCUAUGCUGGAAUUCCUAAACAACUUCCAAGCGGCGCAAGAGGCGAUCAUAGAAGCGUCGUCCCAAGCGGCGGAGGCUGCGCGUGCCAACGUGCACACCGCGUAUCAGAACUCGACCAAACUCCUACUACGAGUUCGUUUAGCUGCUCCAAUCAUUGUGGUGCCGGAGAACUCGGUCAGCAUGAACGCGAUGCUACUCGACUUUGGACGGAUGACGAUCAACAAUAAGUUCGUCGAUCUGCCUGUUGCGGACGUGAGCAGCAAAGUGACAGUGGACGAGCUAACCCUCGAGCUGGAGGAGCUGAAGGUGUCGUGCUGUGUGCUGGGCGAGUCGAGUAUAGCGCAUGAGCGCAAGCUGCUCCGCCCGACCAGUUUCAAGCUGUUGGUGAAGAGAAGCCUGUCUGCUUGGUACGAGCCGCUGCCCGACUUAGAUGUGUCUGGACGGAUGAACACUAUCGCGAUCACAGUUGGUCACAGUGACUACAAAAGUAUCAUGAAAAUACUCAACCAAAACCUUCAAGAAGGACAAAUUAAAGCUGAAGAAGUGAAACCACAGCAAAAUGUACCGAGAGUGACUUCUAAGCCUACCGUUAAAAGCCAAACAAGCAAAGUGACCACGAAAUCAACUACGGCGGUUGUGAUACAAAAGGAAACUAAGAAACCUCGCACAACUAUAAAGUUCUCGUUCACUAUGGACAGUUUUGUUAUUGAUCUCAUGAACACGAUUAGUGCGGAAGAAUCCCAGUUCGUAAAGGACGUGGAACUAGCUCGGUUCUGUAUGGCGCUGCUAUCAGUUAAAGGCCGCAUGUUCUCAGACAGCUCGCUGCAUACCUCCGUGCUGCUGGUCGACUGUACGCUUGACGACACGAGACCAGCUCGGGGCGCUAAGAUCACCAGGUAUUUGGAACGACGCCGUGAGAAACAAGAAAUAAAAGAUGAAAGUGAUGUUUCGGAAAAUAUAAUGGAGGCCCACGAUAAGAUACGAAGCAUGAUUGACAUAACAUACACAAUGAAAAAUUCUGAUACUUUCAUUGACAUGAGAAUAUUCAGUUUUAACUUGAUUUUGGCAAUGGAUUUCCUAAAUAAAAUAGCAGAAUUCAUGACGACCGGCCUAGCCGAUGACGGUGCUACAACGAAAUCAAAAGAAGACGUAAAAGUCAUUAAGUCGAGUGAGAAAGCGGACUCUCAGACGAAAAAGAAAGUAUCCGUGGCAUCGCAACCGUCCGCUUUGGAUCAACCCGAACGACCAUCAAUGAUGACAGUUAAUAUUAAAAUCGAACAGCCAGACAUUAUACUCGUCGAGUCUUUGGAGCAGAAGAAAUGUGAUGCUCUCGUUUUGAAUAUGGAGGCUCGCUUCAAGCUGCGCCGCAGCGAGAGCCAGCUGGUAGCGGACGGCGGCAUCUCCGGGCUGCAGAUGGUGGUGCGCACGCUGGGCGCUGCGGCGCGGGCCGGCCCCCCGCGGUACCUGCUCGCGCCUGCGCACCUGUCGCUUGCGCUCGCGCAGCCGCCCGACAGCGGCAUGCAUGUGGAUGUGGCGCUCACGGAUAUCAAGAUUACUGUGUCGCCGGAUAUAAUAGCGCUACUCAACCGCGUCCUGGCCACAAUGACAAGCAGAGAGGAAGAUAAUGUGGAGCAAGAGAAUAAACCGAUCUUUUACAAUAAGCUAUGGGACAUACAGCCAUUUAAAGCUUCGUCAUAUUGGUUCCUGAAAACUGAGGUGGCAGAAGAAGCGAUACUUCUUGAAGAAUCAUCAAUGGAGUUAGUCCCCAAGCCACCAGUUGGUGAAAUUUGCAUGCUCUCCAGUCCAUCUAUUGUGCUCGCUUUGGAAAUGGAUAUCGGUAAUGAAACCAUACCAGUGCUGGUCAUGCAGGCCUCACUUAGUGGACAAGUUAAGGACUGGAGCUCAGAGUUCUACAUGGAAUGUAUAUGGGCAAUGCAAGUGUCAUACUAUAACAUUGGUCGCGCCAUGUGGGAGCCGCUGUUGGAGCCUGUGGAAGUUUUGAAGGAUUAUCAGUAUCGUCACAUACCUUGGGAACUUAAAAUGGAGAUAGUAAUGCGUCCCGAAGAGACGCAAUCAGCGAUCGACACAACCGACGAAGCGGCCAACAUACAAGCUGUUGCGAUGCGUCAACCAAACACGACGAUCACGUUGUCUAGCAGUGAGCCGCUUGAGAUCACUAUCACUAGUAGUGGGAUGGAGGUCCUAACAUUACUUGGAAAUUCAUUUGCAACUGCAAUAGCUGAAAACGCUGAUUCAACUAUGGUGGCAAAGGCGAAAGUGGAAGAUAGUCCGACCAAACAAUACUUGGGAGCUCCAUACGUUUUGCACAACUGUACCGGUUUGACAAUCAAACUAAUAUUGCACAAUAAUCACGACUUUGCUGUCUUUCUCACGGAAGAGUAUACAGCUUCUGAUUAUAGAGAAGUUGUGUUGGAGCCAGGCGCAUGUGUGCCGCUGCAGUUGAAGCAAGGCGGUAUCAACGUUAUGAAGCUCAACGAGCCGCCGCCGCAACUCAAGCUUAAUAUUAAGUUAGUGGAGUUGGACGAAGAACUCCAAUUGCCAGUGGAACGUGCAGACAAGCGCUACUUCACCCUGGGACGGCGUGGUUCGGGCGAACCUCGCGCCCGCAACGUGACGCACGCCGCCGCUAUGGAGCCGCGCGGACUCAUAUCCGAUGUCGUCAUGCAAGAUGCUGCGCUGCAUAUCUAUCUGCGCAGCGUGGUUCAGGUGACGAACACGCUAGCGGUUGGUGUGUGCGUGUACUACAUGACGCUGAGCGGCAACGAGGUGCGGCUGCUGGGCGAGGUGAAGGCGGGCGGCACGCUGCGUCUGCCGCUGCAGGCCGUGCACACGCCCACCGCUGAGAUAUUCUUCUCCGUUGAAGGUUUUACUGUGUCCGUAUCGCCGUUUAUCUGGCGAGAGCUGCAACAAGAACCGAAAAUAUCUAAAUUAUUACAAUGUGACUCAAAAGAUAAAAACAGUGGAGAAAAGUUCUAUUUGAGGGCUGUUGGAACAAUGGAACAAGUAUUCUACGAGCACUCCAACCGGCAUACAUUCGCGUCAUCGUGCUACGACAUCGUGCUAAAGCCGGCGGUCAAGAUGCAGAAUUGUCUGCCCGUGGACAUUGUUGUGUCUCAACUUGGCUUGAAACGCACGCAGUUGUUCAAACCGGGCGAGAUGUUCCAUUUGUCGCAUUUGGCACCGAAUAGGGCUUCUAUUGUUGUUAUGAUCCAAAACUACCUGGACAAAUGCUGGGUGUGCACUAAAAACCUACCCGAAGAGGACGCAGAGCUGUCAGUGUGGACGUUCGAGUCGCACGACAGCCCCGCGGUGAUGCUGCUGGAGCUGGGCCUGCACAGCGCCGACCUGGAGGGCACGCAGCUGCUGUCGCUCUACUGCCCCUUCUGGAUGCUCAACAAGACCGGCUUCACCCUGUGCUACCGGAAAUCAAAGAAACCAGAAAAAGAUUCCAGCACCCCCAAUAAGAACGUCGAUGAGACCGGCAAUGUAAUCUUCCACCCGAAAGAUUAUAAGGAGCCGAUUAUGUUCUCUUUCCGCGCCAAAAAUUUCUUUGGUAAAAAGAAGGCUGCGAUUCGCAUCGAGUUCGGCGAAUGGUCCGAUAAAUUCUCUUUGGACGUGCCUGGAAGCUCCGGUGUUGUCAUCUGUAAGAAUGAGGGUCGGACUUAUCAGGUUGCAGUUACGAAUCAGUUGACUUUCAACAGUUUGACAAAGAUGGUUAUCUUCACGCCAUUCUUCCUUAUCAUCAACGAGUGUCCAUUCGCCAUUCAGUACCAAGAAUUUCACCGCUCUGCAGAUCCCUGGAAAGAGGUGGAACAAAACUCGAGCUCACCUUUAUGGCCAGCUGUUGAAAAAGAAGACAAACUUUUGCUAUUACGUGUUUCUGGAUCAAAGGAACAUGCUGCGCCGUUCUUGUAUACGGAGCAACAUUGCGUCUGCUUAAAGUUGAAUAACGAGUACGGCGGUCUGCACGUAGAAGUACAACUAAGCGAAGGUGGCACAUACAUAACGGUGCGCCAGUACCGCGACGGGCACGCGCCCGCGCUGCUCGUCAACUGCACCGACCACACGCUCACCGUGUACGAGAAGGAGAACGUUAAUGUCAGAAAAAUACCUUCGAUGAAUAGGAUGUUGUACACCUGGGAUAACCCUGCGGGUCCAAGAACACUUAUUUUUGAGGGGUAUAAAAAGAAAGAAAUUGAGAAUGAUUUGAGAAAAGACGGAAUUGGAGACUUCAUGAUAUCCGAAACCGAGCGACUAUGGUGGGUAUCGUUCCUGGACGGGCUGCAGCGCGUGGUUCUCGUAACGAGUGACGCGUUGCUCGCUAGCGGCGCGCACACAGUGGGGGAGGCGGAGCCUGUGCGCACCGAGUUCGUGUUAGCGAUACACGGCCUUGGCUUGUCGCUCGUUAACGAUCACGAUCUGACGGAGAUACUGUAUAUGAGUAUAUCCAAUUCUGGUAUUAUAUGGGAACAAUGCAAGAUGGGUUCACGACGGUACAAGAAGAUUGAAGGCCAGAAACUUGUACAAUAUGAAGAAGCAUACCAAAAGUAUCUAACUGCAAAAAUGGUUAGCGAUACUGAAGUUUCUCCUCGAGUGCUUAUUGAUGAAAAGAUUGAGGUGGACUUCGCCGAAAUGCGUAUACUAAAGCCAUCAAGCCGUAUUCUCCGUCGCACGCAACAGCCGGGUCUAUGGGCGAGUCUCGGCAUGACGGCGCAUUCACGGCGUUUGCACGCACGUCUGCACCGCCUGCAAAUUGACCAGCAACUGCCCCUACCAACGUUCCCCGUGGUAUUGGCCCCCGUGCCACCACCCCGGUCGGUGGCUAAUGAGGAUCCUAGUGGCAUGAAGCCAUUCAUCGAAGUGUCUAUAGUGGAGCGUAUAAUGGAGCACAGCAAGGUGCGACAGUACAAGUACUACAAGAUGCUGAUCCAAGAGUUCCACGUGAAGGUCGAUAUGGGACUUAUAAAUGCACUCAUGGGCAUGUUCCCGCAGCGAUCUCUCACGGAACAAGAGGCUCUGGAAGCAUUCCAAGCCGAUUUAGAAAAGGCAGGUCAGCCUCUUGAGGAUUUGGCUGCCUUAGGUGCUGCUUCUGAUUUGAAAAACUUCUACGACAAUCUACAUUUAUCACCGCUGAAAGUGCACGUAUCGUUCUCUCUGGGCGGCGCCAGCCAGCUGCCGACAUUCGUGGGCACCGUGCUGCAGAGCAUCGGCGUCACGCUCACCGACAUGAACGAUGUUGUAUUCAAGUUAUCAUAUUAUGAAAGAAAUUACGAGUUCCUGUCUCAAAAGGAACUGAUCAGCCAAGUUCAGAGUCACUACACGGGACAAGCUCUGAAACAGUUGUACGUGUUGGUGCUCGGACUUGACGUCAUCGGCAAUCCAUAUGGACUUGUUAUUGGUUUGAAGAAGGGCGUCGAAGAUUUGUUCUAUGAACCGUUCCAGGGCGCGAUCCAAGGCCCCGGUGAGUUCGCGGAGGGGCUGAUGUUGGGUGUGCGCUCGCUGGUCGGGCACACGGUGGGCGGGGCCGCCGGGGCCGUGUCGCGUAUCACUGGCGCCAUGGGACAUGGACUCGCCGCGCUUUCCUUGGAUAAGGAAUACCAACGACGUCGUCGAGAUAACAUUAACAAGCCUCCUGCUAAUUUACAAGAAGGAUUAGCCAGGAGUGGCAAAGGACUUGUUAUGGGCGUGGUGGACGGCGUGACGGGCGUGUUCACGAAGCCGUUCGAGGGCGCGCGCGAGCAGGGCGUGGAGGGGUUCUUCCGCGGGCUCGGCGUCGGCGCCGUCGGCCUCGUGGCCAGACCCACCGCCGGCGUGGUCGACUUCGCGUCCGGAUCCUUUGAUGCCGUCAAGAGGGCAGCAGAUAUGUCGGAAGAAGUGACGAAGCGUCGAGCGGCUCGCUACUUACCGCCCGAUGCGGGCGUCAGGCCGUAUUCGAGAUCGCACGCAGAAGGAUACAAGUUACUAUCUGAACUUGAAAAGGGUAAAUUCGUGAGCACGGACACGUACGAAGCGCACGUGUGGGUGAUCCCCGCUAAGGAGGUGGUGAUGUGCACGGACAAGCGGCUGCUGUAUCUCGAGAAGAAUAAUGUUUUUGGUGGCUGGCAGAUCGUAUGGACAUACCUCUGGACGGAAAUCCCAGAAGUGCCAACCGCUGUGAACAAAGGCGUAUACAUUCCCACAGCCAAGAGGAAGGUGCUCGGAAUGUUCCCGAGCUCUGGCUCAGGAAAAGUGAUAUUCCUAUACGAUGAGCAGCAGAAGAAGUAUUUACUAGCGCAGUGCCAGCGCCUCAUGGCCGCCCGUUGACAUGAGGAAGUAGAAAGAAUAACGCCCACGGAAUGGUUGGCGCAAUUCUUUCUACUUGUAUUCGACACUCGCACCGCGCUGCUUUCUCUCGCUUACCACUUUAACGUGCACCACUUGACGCAAAGGGGCUUUCGCUGAAUCUUUAUUAUUACUCUUUAUUAUAGUAUCCCCUUUUUCUCUUGGAGAUGAAACCGAUAUCUAUCGACCUUAACUUUGCUCUUCUAGUUGAUAUAAUUUUUCUAUUUACAUGUUUUUAAGUCAAUAGACUAGACUUUUUUGUUAUUGUUGUAUAUAUACAUGGAAGUAUUCAUCUACUUAUUAUCUGAUUGUAAUGACAAUGAAAUGACGUGACAUUAGGUUAUGUUAAUUUAUGUACAAUGCGCAAAUCUCCAUUUUUGUUUAUACUGUGGGUAGAUUGAAAAUUUAUUGUAUUAAACAUGGUACUUAAACAGAAUAAGUUUGUCGACUUUUGAAUACAAUGGAUUCUCCGAUUUGCAUUUAUAAUAGCUUUCUUUUAUAAUGUAGUCUUCCGCGUUUAAUCCUAUGUAAGUGUUUGAUAUUUGCGUAUGGUGGUUUAAUCAGCAUAAAAUACUUUUUUAUAAACAUUUUUAUCAUUAUGGCGUUAUUCGCUUUACAAUUUUGCCAAAAAAUAUUGGCAAGAUACAAGCCUAUAAACACUUUAAUAUUGAUUCAUUUUUGAAAUGUUAUGUGCUAAACAGACCAAGGUCUGACUCGUAUAGAUGUCAUAAAUACGUUGCAAUUUAAUUUUCAUUCACCUACGAAGUACAAAUGUUAUACCAACGACUUGCAUAUUUUAUAUUUGUUUGCGAGCUUGGCCAGAACUGUAAUGUUAAGUUUAGAAUGGUUUACGAUGAAAUUGUUGCAGUUUAAAACGUACUGGUCAAGUUGUAUUGUUGUUCCCUUGGAUGUAGCAGGAUACCAGUGCCUUAAUGGAUUAUAUUGUUUAAGAAAAAGAAAAUAUUUAAUGACUUGUGUUGAUUUUAUGUACUCGUUACAAUUCUCUUCGAUUGUGUUGUUGAGAUGUAUAUCGAAAUUGCCUGUUUUUCUUAAGCCCUAUAAUUAUUCCUAUAGCGAUUUAUACUACUUUGUAAUACAUAUAUUUUGUAAGCGUUUUACGUUGCUGUAUUAAAUUCUUUCGAAAACUUUGUAUUUACUCGUUACGCACGUUACUAAUGUUGUAUUUGUUUUGUGGAUUCUUUAAAUGUUUGAAUAAAUGUAUUUGUAACU
Colias croceus (clouded yellow) is the source of this 11268-nucleotide messenger RNA. RefSeq names its product vacuolar protein sorting-associated protein 13 (gene Vps13). Gene Ontology annotation, biological process: protein retention in Golgi apparatus; protein targeting to vacuole. Bases 223 to 10020 code for a protein of 3265 amino acids. The transcript is spliced from 60 exons. The record is from RefSeq and is a predicted model, not a curated record. Gene Ontology annotation, cellular component: extrinsic component of membrane. Lineage: Eukaryota; Metazoa; Arthropoda; Insecta; Lepidoptera; Pieridae.